Messenger RNA from Truncatella angustata, 945 nucleotides. RefSeq lists its product as uncharacterized. Bases 1 to 945 code for a protein of 314 amino acids. The record is from RefSeq and is a predicted model, not a curated record. NCBI's taxonomy places the organism in Eukaryota, Fungi, Ascomycota, Sordariomycetes, Amphisphaeriales, Sporocadaceae. The transcript has a single exon.
AUGGCUCCUACAAUUCUUGUCGUCGGUGCUACGGGGAACACUGGCAAGAGUGUUGUCCGUAAUCUUCCCAAGCUGCUCGAUUCAAGCAAGCUGAACUACCGGAUCCUUGGUCUCACCCGUUCUCUUGAUAACCCAGCGUCUCAAAAACUCGCCAAGCUGCCCCGUGUCGAGAUGCAGGAGAAGGACUGGACCACCAUCGACGCUGCAUGGCUUCGAAGUCAGGAAGUCACACGUGUCUACAUUGCACCACACAACUUGCCGCAUCAGUUCGUGGAAGAAUCGGCUUUUCAUGUUGCUCUGCUGCAGGCAGGCGUUGAGUAUGUGGUCAAGGUAUCUACCAACGUGGAAUAUGUUGGCCCGACCAAUCCCGUGUUCUAUGGCCGCGCGCACUGGGCGAUUGAAAACCUGCUGAGCCAGCCGGAGUUCGCAGGUCUGAAAUGGACGUCACUGCAGCCCAACUUCUUUACCGCUAGCUAUUUAGCUUCGGCCGCGGACUGGAUCAAAGCUUAUCAAAGCACUGGCACCCAGAAGCCAUUGGCCAUGGUUCCUGCUGCAGAUGUGGCCGUGGCGAUGAUCGAUCCCGAGGAUGUCGGCAACGUUGGAGCACAUCUCUUGGCUCUUGUGGACCCUACCCCUCAUAACCACGCCAAGUAUGUCCUCAGUGGCCCUGAAGACGUUACUGGAAACCAAAUUAUCGAGCUCGUUGAGCGGUACGCUGGUGUGAAAGUCCACACGGCAGAAUUCAAGGUGACGAGCUGGCUGGAUGACUUGGUCAAGGCAGGGGUGUAUCCCGCAAAGGUCCUGCCGUCGAUACUCGCUGGGUGCGAACCACUGUGGCAGGGCAAAUGCACACUUGCAGGGACACCCACUAGCAAGGAAGUUUUGGAAUUGGCACCCCCAAAGCGCACUAUCGAGGACGCUUUGAAAUCCAUGUUAGCAGAGUAG